Symbiodinium necroappetens is the source of this 1707-nucleotide messenger RNA. The record is from the annotation of a GenBank genome assembly. NCBI's taxonomy places the organism in Eukaryota, Dinophyceae, Suessiales, Symbiodiniaceae.
GUCGCCGAGCUUGUGCAAGUUGGGAUUCCAUGUUCGGAGGAAGUUUUCGUUGAGAGAGCGGCUGCUGCGGGGCAUCCAAGGUCAUUGACCUGUCAUGUCGAGCCUGUUGUUUCUGCAUGCGCGAAAGCGAACUUUGAGGAGCCUGCAGCAGACCUGGCGUCUUUUCGUAUUUCUUCUAUGAAAUAUUGGAUUGGUCGUGCAGAGGCUCUAAAGCAUAAAGAGCAGCAGUUGCAUGCAGAUCUUCCAGAGCAUUUGCGGCCCAUCUUGAAAGGCAAGAGGCUCUUGCUCCUUAGGGAGAUGAUGGAGGCCGCAGGGUGCGAGGACGGGGCUCUGGUGGAUCACAUCUGCCAGGGAUUCCGGCUGUCUGGUUGGCUUCCUGCUUCAGGUGAGUUUGUUGCAAGGCUGAUACUUGGGACGCAGAAGGAACUCGAUGCCGGGUGGGUCUGGCUAGACGAGGGCCCUUUGCCUGAGGGAGUCGUCAUAGCUAUGCGUUUUGGGAUCAUGCAAAACAAGUUGAGAGUGAUCGAUGAUCUCUCCUGUUGUGGCUUGAAUGCUACGGUGGGAUUGUUGGAGAAAUUCUGUUUGCAUACCAUUGACAAGCUUGCUUCGAUGAUGGCUUAUGCUUUCGAUGUCGUCAAGGGUCCCAUGCCUGAAUGCGUAGGGGUAGGAUCCGUUGCCGCUUUCCUUCGAAUCAGCAUUGCGUUGUGGCGCAUCGGAACAGUACUUUUCAAGUUGUUCUGGUCGGCCUACUUUGACGACUACAGCGUAAUCUCAUCAAAGCAACUGGGUGCCAAUGCCCAGUGGACUGUUGAGAACCUGUUUGACCUUCUGGGUUUCAGAUUUGCGAAGUCUGGAUCCAAGGCCGCCCCUUUUGGCACUACCUUCGAGAUGUUGGGCUUGUGCGUCGACCUCACUAAGGUGCAACAUCGCGUGAUGAAGGUGGGACACACCUCGAAGCGGAAAGACGAGCUUCAUAGAUACCUCCAGGAGAUCUUGAGCAAGGGCUCCUUGGACUCUAAGGCGGCGGAACGCUUAAGAGGUAGGAUGGUGUUUGUUGAAGGCUUCUCUUUCGGUAGAGUGUCUAAUCGUGCCCAGCGCAUCAUCGGCAGAUGCGCUGAAAAACCUGUGGCGACGACCUUGUCAGAAGAUCUGCAGUCGGCCUUGAGGUGGCUGGACUCGCGAGUGUGCGAGAGUGAGCCUCUGUCAAUCGACAGGAACAUGAUUAGGACUGUUCUAGUUUUCACUGAUGGUGCUUGCAAUCCCGAAGAGGGCACAGGUGGUGUUGGGGGCGUUCUAGUGAGCGCUUCUGGCAGAGUCUGCGAGUUCUUCGGUGAAGCAGUGCCUAGCUCGUUGAUGGAUAAGCUUUUGAGCUUCAGCGAGAAUCCAAUCUUCGAACUGGAAUUGAUUCCUCUCUUGAUUUGCCUUAAGAUUUGGGUGCCACUCUUGAAGGGAUCGCAAGUUGUUUUUUACUUGGACAACGAUGGUGCAAGACAUUCCAUGAUCCGAACUUAUGGUGGCAGUUCUUUUGCGGAGAAGGUGAUAGAAACUUUCCUCCUUCUCGAGAAUGCUCUCGAGUUGAAGACGUGGUUCUCUCGAGUUCCGACUUCAAGCAACAUAGCGGACAAUCCGUCCCGGCUAGUGUUUCAGCCUCUUUUAAAAAGAGGUGCUGCAAGGCGUGCUGUGCCCUGGGAUUGUCUCCUUCCGUGA